AUGUCUAAUGGCCGAAAUACCCUUCUCAAUGCAUUAGGGUUUUACUUCGUUCUCAUCGUCAAAAACCCAGAAGCAGAGUCGCUCGGGAGGUGAGGGAGAGUUGUUGGCUGCCGGUCUCUUCUUCGCAGCUCUGUAAACAUGGGUAUCUCACGAGACUCCAUGCAUAAGAGGCGGGCAACUGGAGGCAAGAAGAAGGCCUGGAGGAAGAAGCGAAAGUAUGAGCUUGGUCGUCAACCUGCCAAUACCAAGCUAUCAAGCAACAAGACAGUGAGGCGAGUUCGCGUGAGGGGAGGCAAUGUGAAGUGGAGGGCCCUCAGGUUGGACACUGGGAACUAUUCAUGGGGUAGUGAAGCUGUCACCCGCAAAACGCGUAUCUUAGAUGUGGUUUAUAAUGCCUCGAACAAUGAACUGGUCAGAACACAAACCUUGGUGAAAAGUGCAAUUGUUCAGGUGGAUGCAGCCCCAUUCAAGCAAUGGUACCUUCAGCAUUAUGGCGUAGACAUUGGUAGGAAGAAGAAGACUACUGCUAAGAAGGAAACUACAGAGGAGGGAGAAGGUGGUGCCACAGAGGAAACAAAGAAGAGUAACCAUGUUCUCCGCAAGCUUGAGAAGCGCCAACAAGAUCAUAGACUUGAUCCUCACAUUGAAGAGCAGUUUGGCAGUGGUAGAUUGUUGGCUAGCAUCUCUUCCCGACCAGGUCAAUGUGGCAGAGCUGAUGGAUACAUCUUGGAAGGAAAGGAACUGGAGUUCUAUAUGAAGAAGAUUCAAAGGAAGAAAGGCAAGGGCAGUGCUGGUGCCGCCUAAUUAAAUGUGCAAGCUGGUUUCUUGUUCUUUCUUAUUCCUCAAAUGGUUGUCAUUUUUUGGUUAUGGUAAUAUCAUAACUGAUAAAAAUUUUGAGAAUUUUGCAUGUCAGACUAAAUGGUUUUGACUUUUUCUCUUCGGGUAGUUUGGUUCUUGGUUUUGUUUCCCAUACCAAUGUUUAGCAGAACAUGAAAUGUAUUUGGAAAGCAUGUCUUCUUAUA
Vitis vinifera (wine grape) is the source of this 1022-nucleotide messenger RNA. Its product is annotated as small ribosomal subunit protein eS8. Bases 139 to 804 code for a protein of 221 amino acids. Gene Ontology annotation, cellular component: cytosolic small ribosomal subunit; ribosome. The record is from RefSeq and is a predicted model, not a curated record. Gene Ontology annotation, molecular function: structural constituent of ribosome. The transcript is spliced from 5 exons. Gene Ontology annotation, biological process: translation; maturation of SSU-rRNA from tricistronic rRNA transcript (SSU-rRNA, 5.8S rRNA, LSU-rRNA). Lineage: Eukaryota; Viridiplantae; Streptophyta; Magnoliopsida; Vitales; Vitaceae.